UCAAUGACCUCCUUGUUCCAGAGGAGUUCUCAGGCAGCUUCGAUGGAAGGAGGGAGCCAAAAAGGAGGCCUGGCAUAAGUUCAAAGAUGAUAAUUACAACAUGGAUUGUGUACAUUCUUGCCCGGAAAUGUGCAGGGUUCCCCUUCCCACCAAAAAUCAGUUCAGACGUUGAAGUUGUAGAAAGCGAGGCAGUAUCUGUAGUACAGCACUGGUUGAAAAAAACUGAAGAAGAAGCUUCCCAGGACAUAAAGGAGAAGAUGUCCACCAACUGCCCUCCCACCCAUGGCCAAGAUGUACAUGUCACCAGAGAUGUGGUGAAGCAUCAUCUCUCAAAGUCUGAUUUGUUGGCAAACCAGAGUCAUGAGGUCCUGGAGGAAAGAACAAGAAUCCAGUUCAUAAGAUGGAGCCAUACCCGUAUCUUCCAAGUGCCAAGUGAGGCGAUGAAUGACGUUACGCGAGACCGAAUUGAGCAGGUGAGACGAAGCAUAUGCAGCCUCACGGAUGAAUCAUCUCAGCAGAUUCACGACAGAAAUUCCUAUGCAGACUGCUGAGAGCUACAGGUGAGAGGGCCAACAGGUUCAUGUCCUUCAGGGUCAAGGAACAGCCUGUGUUAGAAGAACAUCUAUCACCCCUUGAUCGGAGGAGCGACCACAUCUAGGCAGAGAGAAUCCAGUGGGUGAGCCCUUCCUUGUGACAGUGGCAGCACUGGAAUCUUCCCGCUGAACUUCUAAUAAAGAG
Molecule: messenger RNA, 738 nt
Organism: Ailuropoda melanoleuca (giant panda)
Lineage: Eukaryota; Metazoa; Chordata; Mammalia; Carnivora; Ursidae
Gene: SPATA19
Product: spermatogenesis associated 19
Exons: 7
Coding region: 87-551 (154 amino acids)
Cellular component (GO): sperm midpiece
Source: RefSeq, a predicted model, not a curated record